CUUAUCCGCAAGGCACUCGUCUCCUCCAGCCACCUCGACUGGAACAAGCUGAGCGGUUCGAUGUUCGGGCUUCUAUUUGGAGCCCCAAAGAAAGUCUGCGACGCUACUCUAGCCGAUGAUUCAGGAAUCGGGGCGAAGCCCUACCCAGGCAGUUCAGUCCAUCCCAGCCGUCGCAUAAUGCGGAAUCAGGUCCUCUUCUUCAGCGAUGCUUUUUCAAAGCCGAGCAUGGAUGAGCUCAUCCCCCGCUUCCUGCGCAGUCUUGAAGAGCAUUGCGCUGCAUUGAACAUCGGCGAUGAAUGGGUGGAAAGACCCGAUUUUUACAUGUUUCUGCGCGACGUUGUGUUUCCCUGCGGAGUCAAUUCGUUCUAUGGGAAGAGCAUGCUUGGCUUGAAUCCCGAUCUUGAGGAAGACUUCAGGAUCUUCGAUGAGAAUAUUCCGUUUCUAGCUACGGGGAUGCCGACCUGGUUCAGGCCGCAAGCUGCUCGCUAUCGCGCCAAGUGCCUUGCUGCAAUGAAACGGUGGCGACGAGAAGCAAUGCGGCAGAGUGAGAAGAAUCCCGCUCCAGAUACUGCCGAGUGGGACCCAGCUUGGGGCCUUGGUGCUAUACGCCGGAGGAACAAGCUCUUCGCCGCGACAGACGGGCUGUUUGACGAAGAUGCUACUGCAGCUAGCGAUCUAGCGACGAUGUGGGCGUUUACCUCCAACGUGAUACCAGCCACAUUUUGGUUCCUCUUCGAGAUCUUAGCCACUGAGAACCUGCUAGGCCGGGCAAGAAACGAGCUCCAGGGAACGCGAACAGACGCCGGCAUUUUCGACCCCACCAAGGUCAUCAACGCCCCCUUGCUGCAGUCCGUCUACGCAGAAGUCCUCCGCCUACACGUCGCUUCUCUCGUAACACGAAGUGUGAAGCAAACACACAGCCUUGACAACUGGGUGCUCCCAAAAGACCAAUACAUCAUCGUCGCAAGCCACGUCGAGCACCGCGACUCAUACUGGAAUGCAGUCGACGCGUCCAACAAGCACCACCCGCCCUCCGAGUUCUGGGCAGAGCGGUUCUUAGUCAGUGAGGAAGGGACGUCUAAGUUCUCGCUCGAGGGGAAACAGGGACGAUGGAUGCCCUACGGAAUGGGCGAGCAUAUGUGUCCCGGAAGGCACUUUGUCAAGUACGAGAUGAUGCUUAGUUUUGCGGUGCUAGUAUCGGUUUUCGAUAUUGAGUUGUUGUCUCCUGGGGGAUGGCGCCCGGAUGAUAACCUCGCGCGGUAUGGGUUUGGAGCGCAGCCGCCGAAGCAGAAAGUGAAGUUCCGGAUCAGGCGGCGAAGUGACGGGAAAACUAGCUGAGCCCGCUGUCUCAAUCAUGAGUCAUGAUUCUGUG
Messenger RNA from Trematosphaeria pertusa, 1372 nucleotides. Its product is annotated as cytochrome P450. The transcript has 2 exons. NCBI's taxonomy places the organism in Eukaryota, Fungi, Ascomycota, Dothideomycetes, Pleosporales, Trematosphaeriaceae. Gene Ontology annotation, molecular function: iron ion binding; heme binding; oxidoreductase activity, acting on paired donors, with incorporation or reduction of molecular oxygen. The record is from RefSeq and is a predicted model, not a curated record. Bases 61 to 1338 code for a protein of 425 amino acids.